AUGGACUCCUGGGAUUCGCUUGGCUUUUUAAUCCUCGUCCUCAACUACAAUGUGACAAUUAUAGGUAAGGUUUGGUUAAAUCUAACAAUCCUGCUGAGGCUACUGGUGAUCUUCUUCGCAGCGUACCCUCUUUACCAAGACGAGCAGCAGAACUUCAUCUGCAACACCUUGCAACCGGGAUGCGCCAAUGUGUGCUAUGAUGAGUUCACGCCUGUAUCUCACUUCCGGUUCUGGCUCGUUCAGACCACUUCCGUCCUGCUCCCUUAUACCAUGUUCUGCGUCUACGUGUUUCACAGCAUGGCCAGGCAGCUCAUGAAGGCGCAUUCCCUGCCUUAUCGCCGGUACAAAGAGAUCAAAGCCACAUCAGGCCACAAAACUUCAAAGAAGUCUUCCAAAGGGGCAGCGGGGAGCCGAGUCCCCUGUGAGGCCAACAAAAUGGAUAUUCCUGAUUUUUCCAGAGCGUAUAUGGUCCAGCUUCUUCUGAGAAUGCUGGUCGAAGCCUGUUUCGGGGUAGGCCAUUAUUACCUUUUUGGAUUCUUUGUUCCCAGACAUUUUGCCUGUAAUGAGCCCCCAUGCCAUUAUUACACGAACUGUUAUGUUUCCAGGCCCACUGAAAAAUCCAUCAUGAUGUUCUUCAUCUGGGGGCUCAAUGGCUUCUCCUUCCUCCUCAGCUUCAUUGACCUGGCCUUUGCCGUCCAAAGCAGCAUUGUCAGGAGUCACCGAAAUAAGCUACUGAUGGAAGGGCUUGGGGUUGAGGAGAGAGACAGUCCUACCCAGCACCAGGGGGACCAGUCAACUUAG
Molecule: messenger RNA, 801 nt
Organism: Euleptes europaea (tarantolino)
Lineage: Eukaryota; Metazoa; Chordata; Lepidosauria; Squamata; Sphaerodactylidae
Product: gap junction delta-4 protein-like
Exons: 2
Coding region: 1-801 (266 amino acids)
Biological process (GO): cell communication
Cellular component (GO): connexin complex
Source: RefSeq, a predicted model, not a curated record